Molecule: messenger RNA, 2346 nt
Organism: Rhizoctonia solani
Lineage: Eukaryota; Fungi; Basidiomycota; Agaricomycetes; Cantharellales; Ceratobasidiaceae
Product: XPG i-region domain-containing protein
Exons: 8
Coding region: 1-2346 (781 amino acids)
Molecular function (GO): 5'-flap endonuclease activity
Source: RefSeq, a predicted model, not a curated record
AUGAACUCGCUCGCGCCAGGCAUGAAGAAUAUGAUAUCUGCUUUUGGGUUUGAAUGGAGAACAGCUCCAGGUGAAGCAGAAGCAGAGCUGGCUUUCCUCAACAGUACCGGGGUGAUCGAUGCGAUUCUUUCUGAUGACGUGGAUAAUUUCUUAUUCGGAGCUCGCGUUGUCAUUCGCAAUCCAUCUGGUAGUUUGACAGGAAAUCGUGGCUAUCCCGCUUUAAACCGUGAGGGCAAGGAUGAUGGAGUGCAUGUCAUGGUUUAUCGGAUGAACGACAUCGAGAAGGAUCCUGCGUGUAAACUUACUCGGGGCGGAAUGAUUCUUAUUGCAUUACUUAGCGGGGAGAUUAUGACCAAAUGCGGUCCAAAGACUGCGUUAGCGCUGGCUCAAUGUGGGUUGGGUGACGAACUUCUAGAUGCUUUUGAGACGCUCUCUCGUGAGCAAUUCAUCGACUAUAUUCCGAGUUGGAAAGCUGCGGUUGUUGAAGCUCUCCGUUCCGGUUGUGCUAAUUUAGAAGGUGGCGAAGGAGACGCGGAAGAUUCAGAAGAAGAAAGCCAAGAGGCUGCGAUGACGCAAGUCAAGCUUCAAACAUACCGGGAAGCCAGAACGGCAGGAAAGGCGGAAACAAAGGCAAAGGCAAGGUUACCAGCAAGGACUUCCACUAAAUCUACUUCGAGAUCGAAGAAAAAGCGGUCGGCACUGACUACCAAUUCUGUCGGUACAGGUGGACUGACCUCAGAUGUUCGUAUCGGCUGGACUGGUGAACUUGCAUUGGGUGCUCUAGGGAGAAUUUGCGAACAGUAUUUCGAGUGGGGGGUUCGUGAAAUCAUUCAGCAGCGGUUCCGUACUGUGCUUUGGCCUGCUGUUGUCUUGCGGGUACUUCGACGAUCUAUCAUGGAACAAGAGUGUACUCAUACAACCGCUCGAUCGCACGAUAGCACUCUGAGGCCUAGCACUCCGACUCGAGGCCACUCGAAACGUAUAGUCCCUGGAACGCCGCAGAAACUCGUCAAUCGUUAUUUUGGAGGUGAUUCAGACUCUGAGUCUGAUCAUGGAUUACCUCCCGCCCUGGUGAAGAAUAAAGGUGGUGAUACAACUCCAAGAGCUAAACGCCGGAUAUCGGUCGAAGGGGAGGAACUGGAUACUCAUCAACUCUUGCAAGCUGUGCGCGGGGAGAGGCACCAUGUAUCAACAGAUGGACUACACGAAUUGCGGGUGGAGAUCGCGCCUGGUCACUUGGCCCAUCUAGCUGUGCGUCAACUCUUAGGUACGCGUAACCCGGCCCUGUUGGCCGGAACGCUUUUCGAUCUGGAAGAAACCCCUACGAAGGAGGUUGACGAUGAGGAAGAAGUGGAUGAUGAAGAAGGAGGUAAAGAAAGCAAAGACGAUGGAAGUACCACGAAGAAAAAGUUAUCAUCCACCAAGCCUCAUUCCAAAGGGAAGGCAGUCUUGAAGGAGAAACCGAGUAAUAUGCUGACUACCCUGAGUGGAGACGAGCUGGAAGAGACUACUGCAUUACCCUGGGAUAUCAGGAACUCAUACCGUCAAAUCACGGCUCCUUCCAGUAAAUCUUCACGUUCCGUUUCUACAUUGAAUACUAUCCUGGAACGUUCGUCCUCACCGACUAUACUUCUGGAACUCAUCGCCCGUGGUCGUCCUGUGGGUGCCGUGGUCUCAAAGAAAUCAAGCUCGGGGAUACCAGGGGUUGAAUAUGUGCCAUCACCCCAGCGCGGCAAAUCCGGUCUUGCCUGUACAAGCGAUUCCUCAGAGCUGGAGGAUAUCAAUUUCAGAGAACUCCUCAAACGGCCCAAGAAGCAUAGCACACCUGAGCUUGACUCGGGAUCAGGAGAGGGCCGGUUCGGGUCAAGCAAAUUCCAUCGGCACAAUCGCGCUCACAAGUCCCCCCAUAGUUCAUCCGGUUCUGAAAUCGAGAUCGUGAAGCUAAAUCCAAAGCAGGCAAAUACUAGGAAAUCUGCCGCAGCUAGUUCGACGCGUCGGCCAAUUACGCGCUCUCAGUCCAGCAGUGGGGGGUCCGAAGUUGAGAUUCUCGACCGCUCUAUUACACCUGUGCGCGCUAGAAAGCAAAAAUCGCCUCCAAAUGAUGAUACUGCAGAGCGCUUGGUAGCUGCGCCGCGUCAAGUACGUAGGACUAGCUUUGAGCAUACAUCACCCCGUGCAUCAUCAGCAUCUGAAGGCGAGAGUCCUAAACUCCGUGCGCACUCGCAAAAAUCUACAGCCAGACAGCACGGUCGACAGGCUCUUGUGCCAUCUCAUCCCAGGAGCUUGGCCGGAUCGAACGUAGGACUAGCUUUGAGCAUACAUCACCCCGUGCAUCAUCACAUCUGA